Messenger RNA from Knipowitschia caucasica, 432 nucleotides. Lineage: Eukaryota; Metazoa; Chordata; Actinopteri; Gobiiformes; Gobiidae. The record is from the annotation of a GenBank genome assembly.
AUGCUGCAGCUCGACGUCUUCCACUAUCCCCACGACACCUCUGGCCGUCGAAGGAGCCACCUCUGCCACGUCUCACACUCUAUCGAACUUCCCCUCCUCCCCCGUACGUUCCUCGUGUCCUCCCGUCACUACCUUAUCUAUCCCAGCCCCUGCAUUGCUAACAUCGACUCGUUCUUCCCACCUCGUACCGGGGUUUUCCUCACAUCUACUGCCCCCUACCCGCUCGCUUUCCACUCUUACCGCGCCCCCUCCGUUCUCUGGAGCGCCUGCUCCAUCACACCCCCACACUCCACAUUCCAUUUGUGCUCUCCUCCUUCCUCCCUCUUAUCUCUGCCACCACCCUACCCCCAACCUCACAAUAACAAUACAUUCUUCCCCAUGGGGCACACCCCCCAUCGCGGGCUUCUACAUCCGCACUCAUCCACCAGUUAA